Messenger RNA from Apiotrichum porosum, 1299 nucleotides. RefSeq lists its product as uncharacterized. The transcript is spliced from 3 exons. Lineage: Eukaryota; Fungi; Basidiomycota; Tremellomycetes; Trichosporonales; Trichosporonaceae. The record is from RefSeq and is a predicted model, not a curated record. The coding region runs from base 1 to 1299 and encodes 432 amino acids.
AUGACCGUCACGACCGCGAUCCCGCACCUGUCGCCCAAGGGCAAGGCGUCGCUGGACGAGCUGCUUGCCACCACUGUCGAGAGCGACAAGGGCCGCCCGGCCGUCCACUUUGGCCUCACGACGGCGGACGGGCCUCUGUACCUCGCUUGCAAGGGCGACAAGGUGUAUGGCGAGCCGGACAAGGGCCAGGUGAACGAGGACACGACACUCCAGCUGUACUCGAUGACCAAGGUUGUCGUCUCGGUCGCUGUCCUGCAGCUUGUCGACCAGGGCGUGCUGUCGCUGGACGACCCGGCGAUUGUGGACAAGCACGCGCCCGAGCUUGCCGCCAUGCCCGUCCUCACGGGCUUUGACGACGCCGACAAGCCCAUCCUCACCCCGCGCACUGAGGCCCUCACCCUCCGCCGCCUGCUGACGCAUACCUCUGGAUGCAGCUACGACUUUACCAACGCCGACGUGGCAAAGUACCAGGUGCUCCAGGGCGUGACCCCGCGCUGGCCCGUGGCCGUCGAGGACAAUGUGCGUCCCCUGUCCUUCCAGCCGGGCUCGGCAUGGCAGUACGGCGUGGGUAUCGACUGGGCGGGCCUCAUCGUCGAGCGGGCCACGGGCAAGAACCUGGAAGAGUACUUCAAGGCCAACAUCUUCUCCCCACUGGGCAUCGAGGACAUUACAUUCUACCCGACGCCGCAGGUCGUCGAGCGCCUGCAGGCGGCGUGCGCGCCCGACGCAGACGACGACACCGUGUACACCCACGUCCCCUCCACCCGGCCCAUGACGCCCGAGACCGUCGGCCUACUCUCGGGCGGCGCGGGCCUGUUCGGCACCGCCAAGAGCUACCUCCGUUUCCUGCAAGGCAUCCUCGCGUCCUCGCCCGCCGCCGCCGCGAGCGGCACCCCCACCACCACCACCGCCCCCAAGCUCCUCUCGCCCACGGGCUUUGCGACGCUGUUCACCAACUCGCUCCCGCCCCGCAGCCCCGAGAGCAAGGACGUGUACGCCGGCCUGGCGGCGCAGCUCAACCGCAUGUUCUACGUCGACACCGAGCACGUCGCCAACGACGCGCAGUACAUUGAGCAUUCGGUGGGGCUCGUCCUCAACACCCGCGACUCGAGGCAUGGACGCAAGGCCGGCAGCGGGUGCUGGGACGGCGCGGCAAAGACGCAUUACUGGCUCGACCCCACCACGGGUAUUGCUGGUAUCUGCUUCACCCAGCUCCUGGUCUUCAGCCCCGGCAAGCCCAGCCCCUUCGUCAAGACGUACAAUGCGUUUGAGCGGACUGUGUAUGACGCGCUGGCGUAG